AUGCUCCUCCUGCUGACAGCACUCCAGCUCUUGGCCGCAGCCGCGGCGCAGAGCUCAGGAGACGACAAGAUCAUCGGGGGCUACACGUGCGUCCCCCACUCGCAGCCCUGGCAGGCGGCCCUGCUGGCGGGGCCCUGGCAAGCCUUCCUCUGCGGGGGGGCCCUGCUCUCCGACCAGUGGGCCAUCACCGCCGCCCACUGCGCCCGCCCGAUCCUCCGGGUAGCCCUGGGCAAGCACAACCUGAAGCGCUGGGAGGCCACCCAGCAGGUGCUGCGCGUGGCUCGCCAGGUGCCGCACCCCCAGUACAACUCCCGCACACACGACAAUGACCUGAUGCUGCUGAGGCUGGAGCCCAGGGCUCGGCUGGGGAGGGCAGUGAGGCCCAUCACGCUCGCCACCUCCUGUGCCAGCCCAGGGACCUCCUGCCACGUGUCCGGCUGGGGCACCACAGCCAGUCCCAUGGCCAGGUACCCCAACUCUCUGCAAUGUGUGAACAUCAACAUCUCCUCUGACCAGACGUGUCGCCAGGCCUACGGAGGCAUCACCGGGGGCAUGGUCUGUGCAGGGGUCCCCCAAGGCGGGAAGGACUCUUGUCAGGGUGACUCCGGGGGCCCCCUGGUGUGCAGAGGAGCGCUCCAGGGCCUCGUAUCUUGGGGGAUGGAGCACUGCGGCAUGCCUGGCUACCCCGGGGUCUACACCAACCUGUGCAAGUACCAAAAAUGGAUCCAGGAAACGAUGCGGAGCAAAUGA
Messenger RNA from Talpa occidentalis (Iberian mole), 750 nucleotides. It is a transcript of the gene KLK14, whose product is annotated as kallikrein related peptidase 14. NCBI's taxonomy places the organism in Eukaryota, Metazoa, Chordata, Mammalia, Eulipotyphla, Talpidae. Bases 1 to 750 code for a protein of 249 amino acids. Gene Ontology annotation, molecular function: serine-type endopeptidase activity. The record is from RefSeq and is a predicted model, not a curated record. The transcript has 5 exons. Gene Ontology annotation, biological process: epidermis morphogenesis; proteolysis; seminal clot liquefaction.